Messenger RNA from Danio aesculapii, 1677 nucleotides. It is a transcript of the gene gtpbp10, whose product is annotated as GTP-binding protein 10 (putative). The coding region runs from base 95 to 1237 and encodes 380 amino acids. Gene Ontology annotation, molecular function: magnesium ion binding; GTP binding; GTPase activity. The transcript has 10 exons. The record is from RefSeq and is a predicted model, not a curated record. Lineage: Eukaryota; Metazoa; Chordata; Actinopteri; Cypriniformes; Danionidae. Gene Ontology annotation, cellular component: mitochondrion.
UUUGGCCCUUAACUUCAGCAAUGCACAGUCAGUCACGCUGUAGCUCAAAAUUAUUCAACUCAGUACAUUCUCUGCUUUCAAGUGUUGAUUUGGGAUGGUGUGGACAAGCAGAAUUUGUUUCCGGAAGUAUGGCAAUUUUGUGGAUAAUGUAAGGCUGUAUGUCAGAGGUGGUACCGGAGGAAUGGGUUUGCCCCGUUUAGGCGGACAUGGAGGGGAUGGUGGAGAUGUAUGGGUGGUGGCCAAAAAAGACACUAGAUUGAAGCAAAUUAAAGACAAGCAUCCUGACAAACGGUUUAUUGCUGGUGUUGGUUCAAACAGCAGCAUUCAAUCUCUGCGAGGCGCUAAAGGAGAAGAUAUUGAGGUCUUUGCACCCACAGGGAUCAGUGUUACAUCGGAUCAUGGGAAAAUGCUAGGAGAGCUUAACCGUGAAGGAGACAAGCUUUUGGUGGCGAAAGGUGGUCGUGGUGGCUCUCCACAAUCAGGGUUCUUGCCUAAUAAAGGCCAAACCAGAAAUAUCCGGCUGGACCUCAAACUCAUUGCAGAUCUCGGACUUGUAGGGUUUCCUAAUGCAGGCAAAUCUUCCUUGCUGACUGCCUUGUCUCAUGCUAAACCAAAUAUCGCCAACUAUGCCUUCACGACGUUAAAACCUGAAAUUGGAAAGGUCAUGUAUGAUGACCACAAGCAGGUUUCAGUAGCAGAUUUACCAGGACUCAUUGAAGGUGCUCAUAUGAAUAAAGGCAUGGGACACAAAUUUCUCAAGCAUGUUGAGAGAACCAAACAGCUCAUGUUUGUGGUUGACGUCUGUGGGUUUCAGCUUGCUAGUAAUACCCCUUUUAGGUCUGCGUUUGAAACCGUACUGCUUUUAUCCAAGGAGCUGGAGUUGUAUAAGGAGGGACUGUUAAGCAAGCCAGCCAUCCUGGUCAUAAAUAAAAUGGAUCUCCCAGAGGCUCAAAGUCAUUUUCAAGAGCUAGAAGCUCACUUGGAGAACAAGGAAGAAUCAAUCCAUCUUUUUGCUGAAGACGUCAUCCCUAAAAGCCUAAUGCAUUUCACUCACAUCGUCCCAGUGUCUGCCAUGACUGGUCUUGGAUUGCCCUUGCUCAAGUCCCUGAUCCGCCAGUCGCUUGAGGAGCAGGACACCAUAGACACUGAGGCUCAGCGCAAUCAGAAGAUCUUAGAGCUAAGAAGGGAGAUUCCUCCUUCAUCCAUACCCAGCUGGGGUGUGCCACAACCCACCUGAGCUCACACUUGUACGUUUGUGUAUGAAAUUCUGGUGAUCAUUUGUGGACAUGGGAAAUCUGAAGCAUGCGAUUGAAGUGCAUUAAGUGGAUCACAAAUGCUUAACAAAUCAGUCUAUGUUGAAUAGAUGUUUUACUGUUUCCCUCUGACAUCAAAAUGUCUAUUUUUGGUAAACUUUCAGGUAAUGUUCUUGAAGAUGGUUUAGGCUUCUUUCAGUCUUAUCAGGCUGAUUUGACUUGCUGGAGUUAAAGUGGAUUUGGAAACAGGUUAGCUGGUAUGAAUAAUUCAUUCUGUUAAAGUGAAAAUCUUGCCAUUGGAUUAUGGCUGAGAAACAAAACGUGUUUGGCUCUUGAAAAGCUACAUAUAUAUAAUGAGAAAACCAGAAUCCUCAGAUUUUUCUUAUGUCUUGGAGGUUUUUUGAACUUUGCUAAAAGUGUAGGU